Messenger RNA from Gekko japonicus, 1972 nucleotides. It is a transcript of the gene NDUFV3, whose product is annotated as NADH:ubiquinone oxidoreductase subunit V3. The record is from RefSeq and is a predicted model, not a curated record. The coding region runs from base 71 to 1357 and encodes 428 amino acids. Gene Ontology annotation, cellular component: mitochondrion. Gene Ontology annotation, biological process: mitochondrial ATP synthesis coupled electron transport. Lineage: Eukaryota; Metazoa; Chordata; Lepidosauria; Squamata; Gekkonidae. The transcript has 4 exons.
UGAGCGGGGCGGGGCCUUUUUGCUUUUGCUAGCAAGUUGUAGCGGGGACAAGUUUUGGUGGGGCACCAACAUGGCGUCUUCUUUUCUCUUUGGCUGUGGCCGUGAUGCGGCGUUCAAGAUUUUAAAACUGCAAGCAUGGAGUCUUCGAAGUCUCCCUUCCACUGUUUCUGUGUGCACCAAACCAGGGGACUCUGAAAAAGGCUCAACGAAAAAUACAGGUGAGAACGUUAUUAGCAGUAUACCUGAAGAAACUGUAAAGUUAACGGAUGAUGGCCUGAAGAAGUUCUGGGCAAAUAAAACAUUGGUAACAUUUCCUCAGAGAGGAUAUUUUCCUUCUUUUGAGACAGAGCCUGGGUUCUCUUCAACAGGAGGCUCAAAUGAGAAGCCAGACGAAGAGUCAUCCUCUUCAUCAAGCUCUGAAUCAGACUCUAGCUCUGAUGAGGAAGAUAAUAUCAUCAAAGACACUCUGAAAACCAAGGUAGCAUUUCCAAGUCGGGAUCCCAUCUUGUCUGAGGAGAGAAAAGUGAAGGAAAAUAUAACAAGUGAACAGCAGUUUCCUCAAAGUCAAAAGGAAGACAGUGCACCUGAGAAGCACCUUUACAGUCCCAUGAUUACCGAGUUGCCAUUUAAGGAAAAGGGAAUAGUAUUUCCAAGACAAGAUCCUAUCUCUUCUGAGGAUAGAACUGUGAAGGUAAAUACAAGUAAGCAACAGUUUCCUACACCAGAAAACAACCAGGCCCCUGGGUACAGUCCCAGAAUUACUGAGCCUCUAAUCAAAGAAAAGGGAGUGUGUCAAACAGCAGAUGAUAAGUUCUUACAAUCAGAAUUGGUGAAACAGGCCACAAAACAAACAUCUAAAGAGACACCUUUAAAGGGCACAGACUUGGGAGUAAACCCUGCAGAGAGUCAAAGACCGACUGCUAACCAACUGGAGAUAGCUGUUCAUGAAGCAGCUCCUAGUAAAUUAUCUAAAACUCAACAACAAAGCAUGAUGACCCAAAGUCUGACUUUGCUGAGACAGGAAGAAAGUGCAGCAAGGGGAGCACAAGAUGCUGAAUCACAAGAAAGAGGUACUACGGAAGUGCAGGAGGAGCUUUUGAAUGAUGCAGCACCUGUGGUGGAAACUACCAUGAAGGAAGAGAUCACCCUGGAAACAGGACUUCAAGAUGAAGAGCAUAUCAUUGAACAGGAAGCUAAGGCAGCAGUUGAAACUGCCCAAGAAGCAAUUGACAUUUCAACCUACAAGAACUUGGAACAUCAUGAGUAUACACCUUUCACCUUUGUGAAUUAUGAUGUUGAGCUUUCGAAAUUCAGGCUGCCUCAGCCAUCAUCUGGAAGAGUAUCCCCUAGGCACUGAGUCACACUGAAAUCAGAUGUGGAAAUACAUACAUGAAUAAACUGACUCUGAAAAGGAAGUAUGAUCUGUAUAAUAAACUGUUGUAAAUGAGGUUGCUGGUUAUCAGUUAUUUCACAACUGAACUCUUGGAUGAUUAAGGCUGUCCUUAGUUACUCAUCUGUUUAGUUUUAACAAGCUGGAAGCUCACCCCUCAAUCUCCCCUUUCAAGAUUCUUUCAGCUUAUGGGGAAAAGCUAUUUUCUCCUUUUUCUUUUAGCUAGCUGCUCUCAUUCUGUCCCUCCUGGAACAUUUUCAGUACUUAUCACGCUGCUCUUUUAGGCUUUCCCCCCAGUUAUUCGUUAGAUGUGUGGGGGGGUUUGCAUACCUGAGGAAUUGGCCCCCAUAUAAUUAGAAACACCCCCAUCUCUUUGUUGUGAUGGGCACUGUGUACUGCUUUAAUUAUCCAUGUGGGGAGGUAGACUAUUAUUAUAGUGAUAUUUGGCCUUUUUUGAUAUAAAUUACCAGACAGUCUACGUAGAAAGCUUUUGUUUUAAGUACACAAUUAUUUUUCUGUGUUCCAAUGUGUAUUGUUAACAGCGUGCUUGUAUUGCUUGGCUAUAGAUUGAUAAUUGUUGCA